GCCUGGGGCCUCCGGCGCCGCGGGGGCGGACCGAGCGCGUCAGCCCGCGGCGCCUUACGUGACGUCAUUGCACGGCGCCGGCAGGAAGUGGCUCUGGGCGGCGCACGUGGGGGGUGGCGCGGCGGCAGGGCGCAUGGCGAGUUCUGCGGGGCUGGCGCUGUGCGGGCAGACGCUGGUGGUGCGGGGCGGCAGCCGCUUCCUGGCCACCUCCACUGCGAGCAGUGAUGAUGUCCUCUUCGCAUAUGAUUGCAGCACGGCAGCAGAGAAGUCACAAGAAAGUAAAGGGGAGGACGGGCAGCCCGUGGAUAAGGGGAGUGACACGAUUCUGGCGUCAACCUUCUCCAAGUCUGGCACCUAUUUUGCCUUAACUGAUGACAGUAAGCGUCUGAUUCUUUUCCGUACAAAACCAUGGCAAUGUCUGAGUGUCAGGACCGUGGUGAGGAGGUGCACGGCCCUGACCUUCACAGCCUCCGAGGAGAAACUUCUGGUGGCCGACAAGUCUGGAGAUGUUUAUUCCUUUUCGGUGUUGGAGCCACAGGGAUGCGGCAAGCUUGAACUUGGGCACCUGUCGAUGUUGUUGGAUGUGGCCGUGAGUCCCGAUGACUGCCACGUCCUCACCGCCGACCGGGACGAGAAAAUCCGGGUGAGCUGGGCCGCGGCACCGCACAGCAUCGAGUCCUUCUGCCUCGGGCACACGGAGUUUGUGAGCCGCAUCUUCGUGGUGCCCGACCACCCCGAGCUGCUUUUGUCCGCGUCCGGGGACCGCACCCUGAGGCUCUGGGAGUACAGAAGUGGCCGAGAGCUGCACUGCUGUCACCUGACCAGCCUGCGGGAGCCGGCGGAGCCCUGGGGUGACGAGAGGUUUGCUGCCUCCAGGAUCACUUACUGGAGCCAGGACGGCUGCGUGGCGCUGCUGUGUGACUGUAUUCCCGCGAUCUACGUUUUCCAGCUCGAUGCCGCCAGACAGCAGCUGGUUUACAGACAGCGGCUGACGUUUCGGCACAGAGUGUGGGACAUCGCUUUCGAGGAGGGCCGGGGACUGUGGGUCCUGCAGGACCACCGGGAAGCCCCCCUCGUGCUCUGCAGGCCUGUGGGCGGCCAGUGGCAGGCUGCUCCUGAAGACGCCGCGGUAGAGAAAGUCUCCGCCCAUCUCCGGGGGAACUGGGCCAUGCUGGAAGGCGUGGCUGGCGUGGACGUCGGUUUCAGUGGUCUCUACAAGGCCACCUUUGACAACGUGACUGCCUACCUGAGGAAGAAGGAGGAGAGGCUGCAGAAGCGGCGGCAGAACCCGGCUGCUGGGCCUAACGGGCAGGCCAAGAAGAUGAAGCCGGGGGAGGCGUCCCUGAGGUGCUCGUCCUAGCCGCCCCCGCACUCUCGUGGCCUCAAGCCAAAGCCGGCUCUGCUGUCCCCUCUGCCCGCGGCUCCCCGUAAGAAAUGGGGACAUCGUUCCCGACCCACGCUUGGUGGCAGUUAGGUCCGCACCAGCUCCGCACGCGCGUGGGCCGUCCCAGAGAACUGGUCGGUAUCCUGGCUCUAGAACUUUCCUCCGCCGAACAGGCUCUUCUGCCUGGCGUCUUGGGCACCCUUCUGGUUGAAGGGAAACCAGACGGCCUGGUACUCAGCCAGAGAUGCAACGAGUGGUGCCGGUGCCUUGAAGCGCCUUUUCUUCGUAUCGGAGGAGACCGGAACCUGUGGUGGGCGUGGCGGCUGUGGAGCUUCCACUGUUCCCGUGGCGCUGGACGCUUCUCCUCCAGGGGAGUCCGCGAGCUCUACGGCAGCGUGGGCGGCACGUUUCGUCCCUGUGUCUCCCUCUAGAUGGUGGGGCGUGCUGUCCGGCGUGGGGGCCGCCGCCGGGCGGGGCCCGAAACCCAGGCGGGGUGGCUCCGUUCCUCCGGUGGCCGCCACCGCCGUCUGCUCGGUCCCCGCCGCCGUGACGUGAGCUGGUCGGGUCGCGGGGCGCAGACUGGACUUCUUCGGGGCGUGAGGACCCGGGAGCCCCGACCGGAACCCAGCUCUCCAGGGAAACGGUGGAGGGUGUUACGUAUAUCUGUGAUUUCCGCGUCAACGCUGCAUGGGAUGCAAAGACCCGGGGCAUCUGCUGGAUUCUAAUCACCGAUGAAUAGAGAUGAGCUUUUUGCAGUUUCUGGAAAUGUUUAGGAGCAACAUUUGGAACUAAUUUCAAAAUAUAUGGAGCAAAACCGUCUCUGAUGAGUGUACUGUCUGUGACUGAAAUGCUGACUUGUUAAUGUGAAAAAGCGUUUUUUUGGUGGGUAGUCUUUA
This is a messenger RNA of Acinonyx jubatus (cheetah), 2280 nucleotides long. It is a transcript of the gene WDR4, whose product is annotated as WD repeat domain 4. The transcript has 11 exons. Gene Ontology annotation, molecular function: protein binding; tRNA (guanine(46)-N7)-methyltransferase activity. Gene Ontology annotation, cellular component: tRNA methyltransferase complex; nucleus; cytosol. Gene Ontology annotation, biological process: RNA (guanine-N7)-methylation. NCBI's taxonomy places the organism in Eukaryota, Metazoa, Chordata, Mammalia, Carnivora, Felidae. The record is from RefSeq and is a predicted model, not a curated record. Bases 134 to 1360 code for a protein of 408 amino acids.